AUGAAAUUAGCAUGUUCUACUCAGUUGUCUGUGCAUAUUUGUGUUCCUCUACUCGUCGUUGUUGUGUCUGUGGUCUUUGGCAAAACGCUAGCUGCCAGUGUGGAGAAUGCGGUAAUUGGUGAUAUUCGCGAGAAGUGGACCAAUGACAUCGACCAACAGCAGCAGUUACAGCCGGAGAGUCAUUACAAGGCGUUGGAAAUGGAGCAGCGACUGCAGCAGCUGGGUAAACACUCGCAUUGGCUGCACUGGUCCACAGUCACGCCCACUUCAUCGCCCACCCCCUCGCCUGAUUAUGUGAACGAUGAGGAGCUACUCGAGCAGCACAAGUAUCAGCAACAUGUGGAAAGCUUCGACUAUAGCAACAAUCAUUUCGAUUUGGACAAUUAUCAAAGCUAUGCCAACCUCGAUUUAGUCCCAGGCGCCUCGCCAAGAUCGGGACGACAUCGAGGACGUCAUGUAACUCCCCACAACAACAACCACUUGCAUAAUGUGAUGCUACCUAUGACCUCUGAGGUAGGUGGCAAGUAUCUGCGUUCGCUGCCGGACUCGGUGGACUAUCUACAGGAUCGUCUGUACGCAACGCUUGCCCAACGUCAUUGGCCUGUCAAGCGGGAGGCCAUUGUCGAGGGCGGUGUGAUUCUGGGCGGCCUGAUGAUGGUGCAUUCGCGGGAGGACAGCAUAACCUGUGGCCCCAUCAUGCCACAGGGCGGCAUUCAGGCCCUGGAGGCCAUGCUCUACACCAUCGAUCGCAUCAAUGAGAUGAAUUUGCUGCCCAACAUCACACUCGGUGCCCACAUUCUCGACGACUGCGACAAGGACUCUUAUGGCCUGGAAAUGGCCGUGGAUUUUAUUAAAGGUUCAAUUAGCAACAUUGACGAUGCUGAAUACCACUGCAACAAAACACAAGUGCGCAAGGUUAUUUCUGGUGUGGUUGGCGCUGCCUCCUCGGUGACAUCUAUACAGGUGGCCAAUUUGCUGAGAUUGUUUCGCAUACCACAGGUCUCCUACUUCUCCACCAGCCCCGAGUUGAGCAACAAGCAACGCUUUGAGUAUUUCUCACGCACCAUCCCCUCCGACCACUACCAGGUGAAGGCCAUGGUUGAGAUUGUUAAGACCAUGGGUUGGACCUACGUUUCGAUUAUCUACGAGGAGAGCAACUAUGGAAUCAAGGCAUUUGAGGAAUUGGAGGUGUUGCUGGGACGCCAUAACAUUUGUAUUGCCAAUAAGGAGAAGCUCGUCAAGGAUUCAGGAGUGGCUGAGGAUAUUGCAUACGAUAAUAUUGUGCAGAAGCUGCUGACGAAACCGCUUGCUCGAGGUGCCAUCAUUUUCGGAUCGGAUCAGGAAGUGCGGCAAGUGAUGCGUGCUGUGAGGCGGUUAAAUGCAACAGGCGCCUUCUCGUGGAUUGGCUCCGAUGGCUGGAGUGCACGGAAUCUCGUUUCGGAUGACUAUGAACCGGAGGUGGAGGGCACACUGUCCGUGCAACCACAAGCUAAUCCUGUUCACGGCUUCGAGGAAUAUUUUCUUAACCUCACCGUGGAGAAUAACCAACGCAAUCCGUGGUUUGUAGAAUUCUGGGAGGACCACUUUCAAUGCCGCUAUCCGGGCAGCACCAGCACACCCUAUAACAACUACACCCGCAGCUGUACCACAAAGGAACGCUUAUCCCGACAAAAUACGGACUUUGAGGAUCAGCUGCAGUUCGUUAGCGAUGCGGUAAUGGCAUUUGCGUAUGCCUUAAGGGACAUGCAUCGGGAUUUGUGUGGCGGUCGACCUUCGCUCUGUGACGCCAUGAAGCCAACCAAGGGAGCUGAUUUGCUCAAAUAUUUACGUAAAGUUGAAUUUAAGGGCCUCAGCGGCGAUGAUUUUCGCUUCGACGUAAAUGGCGAUGGACCCGCUCGCUACAAUAUCAUCCAUUUCAAGCAGUCCGUGGCGGGCCAGUACCGCUGGGUCAAGGUGGGCGAGUACUACGAGGGAGAGCUUCGUUUAAACAUGUCCGAGGUAAAGUUCAAGCUGUUACAUCCGAAGCCACCGGAAUCCGUUUGCAGUUUGCCCUGCCAGCGGGGACAGGCGAAGAGCUACCUUGCGGAGGGGAGCUGCUGUUGGCACUGCUUCAAUUGUACAACUUAUCAAAUUCGCCAUCCGGAUGAUGAGACACAUUGCCUCGUCUGCCAGCUGGGCACCCUUCCCGAUGCACACAAGGAAUACUGUCGCCCCAUACCAGAGGUGUACCUCAGACCCGAAUCCGCUUGGGCAAUUGGAGCCAUGGCGUUCAGUGCAACAGGCAUAUUGAUAACGCUCUUUGUUGUGGGCGUGUUUGUCAGGCACCAUGAGACGCCCAUAGUGCGUGCCACUGGUCGAGAGUUGAGUUACAUUCUGUUGGCUGGAAUUUUCAUGUGCUAUGGCGUGACCUUUGCCCUUGUGCUUAAGCCAACAAACAUUGUUUGUGCCAUUCAGCGUUUUGGAGUGGGCUUCUGUUUUACGGUCGUCUACGCAGCAUUGUUGACCAAAACGAAUCGCAUUGCUCGCAUCUUCAAGGCGGGAAAGCAGUCGGCCAAACGACCCUCAUUCAUUAGUCCAAAAUCGCAGUUAGUGAUUUGCACGUGUCUUGUCUUUGUACAGAUACUCAUUAACGGAGUUUGGAUGGUGAUUGCUCCCUCACAUGCGAUGCAUCAUUAUCCGACACGCGAGGAUAAUUUGCUUGUGUGCGACUCGUACAUAGAUGCCUCCUAUAUGAUUGCGUUCUUUUAUCCCAUUGUCCUGAUUGUGGUAUGCACCGUUUAUGCGGUGCUCACCCGUAAGAUACCAGAAGCUUUUAAUGAAUCCAAGCAUAUCGGCUUUACCAUGUACACGACCUGUGUUAUUUGGCUGGCCUUUGUCCCAUUAUACUUCGGAACAGCCAAUCACGUGCCAUUGCGAAUUACGAGCAUGUCGGUGACUAUAAGCCUGUCGGCCAGUGUGACGAUUGCGUGUCUGUUCUCACCAAAGCUCUACAUAAUCCUCGUACGGCCGGAGCGUAAUGUGCGUCAGAGCAUGAUGCCUCCUCGUUAUGGUAACAUGCAUCGCACGGCGGGCACAGGUCCGUCCUCGAUGAUGGCUGCAGCGGUUGUAACGGCUGCCACGUGCGCACAGGAAGAGAACUUGCAAAAACAUAUCACGCCCACGGAUACAGAGCACUCGAUAAAGGCCAAAAAACUAUGCGAAAUGGCCACACAGACGAUUGCAUUGUCGAGCAUACUCACAUCCUUGGACAGCAAUGCCUACAAUCAAAUACCCUAUGCCGAUCAAUUUGUGCCAAAUAAUACAACAACCGUCACGCCCAAUGCUCCCAAUGCUCCCAAUGCCACAGAGGUCAGUCAGGAUGAGCAAGUGGUGUCCAAUAACAACAAAAUCAAUCAACAGCAGCAUGGCCAGUCGAGUGUUGCUGUUGCAGGCGGAACAGCAAGUAAUCAUAUUGCCAGCAGCAAUCCAACAACGGUAGCAACAACAGCUGCAACAACAACCUUGGCUACAAUGAGUGUAACGGAUGCAACAGCAACAUCAUCGGACGUCACAACAAAUGGCAGCAGGAGAGCUCCUGUGUUGCAGACAAAUUUAUAGCUAAACGCACAGCAAUUGCAACAGCAGCUGCUGAGGGAGCAGCAACGUCAGCAACAGCAACAGCAACAACAAGUUGAGAUGGAUCCACAGGAUCAACCACAAGCACUUGCAACUGAAGGUGCUGCCAGCAAUAGCAAUUUCAGCGAUGUUGCAAGCAACGGCAGCGGCAGCGGAAGUGCCACAACGAUCGGCAACGGAAGCAGCAAGAAACGUUCCGCCAUACCUGUUUAAAGUGUGACCAGACAGGAACAGUAAAGGUAUCUAUAGAUAGAAAUACACGUAUAUAAAUACUUAAGUAAAUGCGAAGCAAGUAAAACUAAGCGACUUAGAGACGGGUUAGU
This is a messenger RNA of Drosophila innubila, 3938 nucleotides long. RefSeq names its product metabotropic glutamate receptor 2. NCBI's taxonomy places the organism in Eukaryota, Metazoa, Arthropoda, Insecta, Diptera, Drosophilidae. Gene Ontology annotation, biological process: G protein-coupled receptor signaling pathway. Gene Ontology annotation, molecular function: G protein-coupled receptor activity. The transcript is spliced from 18 exons. Bases 1 to 3597 code for a protein of 1198 amino acids. Gene Ontology annotation, cellular component: membrane. The record is from RefSeq and is a predicted model, not a curated record.